Alnus glutinosa is the source of this 1118-nucleotide messenger RNA. Its product is annotated as protein SOB FIVE-LIKE 5-like. The transcript is spliced from 4 exons. Gene Ontology annotation, biological process: cytokinin biosynthetic process. The record is from RefSeq and is a predicted model, not a curated record. The coding region runs from base 314 to 898 and encodes 194 amino acids. Lineage: Eukaryota; Viridiplantae; Streptophyta; Magnoliopsida; Fagales; Betulaceae.
UGUGAAGAAGUUGUGGCUUUCCCUUCUCUCUCUCUUACAUGCACCCACUAUAACCCACGCAACUGGCAAUUUUGAUUCAUUCACAUUGAGAGCCGAACAGGGGAGAAACAGGACAAAACUAGUCUAGGAUUUGAGUCUGAUUCUCUUUGUUUUUUUCCACCCCUCCACUCCUCUAUUUUACCCUACUUCUUGAACACCAAAAACAGAGAGACACAUUCCAUCUCAAAGUCCUUGUAAGAGUGACAGAAUCUCUCUCUUUCUCGACAGCAGAAAACCCAUUUGGGAUUUCUCUUUAGAAAAAAAGCAGAGGAAAAUGGAUGUGUUGGCUUCAGAAUGCAGUAGCGGGUGUGACUCCGGUUGGACUUUGUACUUGGAACAAUCUUUUCUUUCUCCAAAUAGUGGGUUUAUUAAUGGAAAAAAUGGUUUUUGUGAUGACUGUAAAGACAAAAGAUCUGUAGAAGAUGCUGAAGAAGAAGAAGACUUGUCGAUGGUUUCCGAUGCAUCCUCUGGGCCUCCACAUCUCCCUGAAGACCAAGGUUACUUCAAUGAUGAUAAUGGGUGCUUUUAUUCGGCAUCCAAGUCAGCCACAUUGGCGAAGAACGUUGGGAAAAGGCAGAAAAUCAAAGAACACCGACGCCGUGAAGAUCAAGAACCGACUGCUUUUCUUGAUGACACAGCUAGUUCUCCUGUCAUCAAUUUAUCCGGGAACAAUUUCACUCUGAUCAAUAAUCAAGCUUCAAUGGAUAGUGGCUUGGAUUUUUCACAAGGCUUCUCAGCAACUCAUUUCGAGGGGACAACAGCAUUCCAAGACCACUUUGGUUUCUUGAAGUCCUCCCUAUCUGCAAACCAACUUCAGAACAACCAGUGGUUUGGAGGGAAGAGGUUGGGGAUGAGAUGAGGUGAUUUCCCUGGUUCUACUGCUGAUGUGUUGUUACUAAAGAGGUUGCUCUGAAUGAAAUGGUGGGAUGGUUGUCAAAGUAAAAAAGGAACUGGAUCUAAAAAGCGAUCUUGUUCCUGUUCUUUUUCUUUUCUUUCCUUUAACCUGUCAAUGCAGUGGGAAACAAUAUGAGAGGAGAAGUUGGAAAUAAAGUUGUCUGCAAAAUUAAUUUCCUUGUCAA